Messenger RNA from Salvelinus namaycush (lake trout), 3135 nucleotides. Its product is annotated as PDZ domain-containing protein 7-like. Gene Ontology annotation, cellular component: stereocilia ankle link complex; plasma membrane; cilium. The coding region runs from base 1 to 3135 and encodes 1044 amino acids. Gene Ontology annotation, molecular function: protein binding. The transcript is spliced from 16 exons. The record is from RefSeq and is a predicted model, not a curated record. NCBI's taxonomy places the organism in Eukaryota, Metazoa, Chordata, Actinopteri, Salmoniformes, Salmonidae. Gene Ontology annotation, biological process: sensory perception of sound; auditory receptor cell stereocilium organization.
AUGGCUCACUCCUCUGACUACCACAACCAUAGGGAAAUGACCAACGGGCGAGGACAUCCUCUCCCCCACCCUCACAAUGGGGGAGGCUACCCUCACCCCCACAAUCACAAUGGGGGAGACCACCCUCACUCUCACCCCCACAAUGGGAGAGGCCACCCUCACUCCCACAAUGGGGGCCAUGGGGGCCAGGCUGGGGGGUUCCACUCGACAAACCGCUACAUGCAGAAGAAGCAUCACCGCCACAGGGGAGGCAGGUCCUCACCCAUGGGCAGAGUCAUCCUCAUCAACUCUCCUGUCGAUGGUGGGGAUGACUGUGAAGACCUCCACACAGUGACAGUAGAUAAGAGUGCAGACGGCCGUCUGGGAUUCAGUGUUAGAGGUGGUUCCGAACACGGACUCAGCAUCUUCGUCAGCAAGAUAGAGGAUGACAGCUCUGCAGAGCAGGCAGGUCUCUGUGUAGGGGACAAGCUGGUGGAGGUGAAUGGUAUCAGCCUGGAAAGCAUCACUAUGAGCAGUGCUGUGAAGGUCCUGACGGGGAACAACAGGCUGAGGAUGGUGGUGAGACGUGUGGGGAAAGUCCCUGGUAUACGCUACUCCAAGGAGAAGACUACAUGGGUGGAUCUGAUCCAGAGGCGUAUGGUAGUAGAGGAGAGUGGUCGUACUCCUUCAGAUGCCAGUUCAGACAGUGUUCUCCGUAGGAUGGUUCACCUCUACACAACCUCAGACGACUACUGCCUGGGAUUCAACAUCAGAGGGGGCAAGGAGUUCGGACUGGGCAUCUACGUCUCUAAGUUGGACCCUGGGGGUCUGGCGGAGCAGCAUGGCAUCAAGAUGGGCGACCAGAUCCUGGCGGCCAAUGGGGUGAGCUUUGAUGGCAUCACCCAUAGCAAUGCCGUGGAAGUUCUGAAGAGCCACACCCACAUCAUGCUGACCAUCAGGGAGGCAGGAAGAUACCCUGCAUACAAAGAGAUGGUGGCUGAAUACAGCUGGCUCAGCAAAAUGGCCAAUGGAGGGCCUCCGUCCUCCUCCCAGGGAUCUGACUCUUACUCCUCGGCCUCCUCCCUGUCUUCCACCCCCCUCAGCUCCCUUAGUGGUCUCUCCCAGGUCCUCUUCCCCCCCGCCUUUGGCUCCGACAUGGUGGACGUCUGCAUCUCCACUGAGGACCGCUCUCGCCGCACCAGCAGCUCCGAACGCACCGCAGAGACCGCCAUGCAGACUGACCUACACCCCCCCUUGGACUCUAACGCACCCCACUCGCCUCAUGGAAGGCUGGUUGCCAUGGAAACAAGCCGGACGCUAGGCGCCACUGUGAUUUUGAAGGACACACCAAUUCGGGGGAAAGGAGAGGGUCCUGUGGAAAGGGGAGGGGCUGGAGAUGGGGGAAGGGGCAAAGGGGGGAUGUUGUCACCAGGGGAACAGGACGUGGCGCAGGACUCCCCGAAAACGGCGGUGCUUAUGGCCCUGAGCAGACCGAGAAAGCCCAUCAGACGAUCCCAGAGCCAUAUCACAGUUACAGAGGACAAGCAGAAGAAGAAGAAGCAGGGAAAGGAGAAGAGUGCAGGAGAGAGAGAGGGCAGCAAGACCCUGCAGCGCUCCAAGACCUUCGUCAGCCUCCUUUUCAAGAGAGAUGCACGGAGAGAUAUGUCCAGGAACAGAAGAGAGAGAGACACAUCACGGGACAGUAGAGAGACAGGGACAGGGGACUCCCACAGGGGUCGAUUUAAAUCACCCUCCCACCAUGCUGACAAAGAUCCCGAUAAAGAGAGGGGUCGUCCGUUCCAGCUGCUGACCGCUCCAAGGGAGACCCGUGCUGGGGUGAAGGACAGCAGCCCCCUGCUUCACCCUGAGACCCUGGGACAAGUGGAGAACAUGGCCAGGAAACUGCUCAGUCAGGACGAAGUCACUGCAGUCAUGAGACACUGUAAGCGGUUUAUGUUGGCGUGUGUGGUGGAGGAUCUAGUACACCCUCUACUGGCCAUACUGGACCGACCUGAGAAACUACUACUGAUACGAGAGAUCAGGAUGCUGAUCCCUCCUACAGAGAUGGGCCGUUUUGACAGUAUUGUCAUGCCCUUUGAACUGGAGGCCUACGACAUACUGAAGAGCCGCUCAUUGAGGUCUCCUGUCCUGCGCUCUCCUCGCAGUGGAACCCCUCGACGACACCUCAUCACCCCCAUACCAGACUACCAUGGUGGUUUCCAGCUUCAGCCAGCCAAGGACUUGGGGAGAGACCGUCAGCUGAUGGAAGACCUAGAGAGACUACGUGUGUCUGGCCUCCAGGAUGGUCUCCUGCCCCCUUCCCGUGCUUUCACCCCCCUCUUGGAUGUCCCCGUGGACAGCUACACCCACCACACCCCACGCUCACGCUCUCCGAGCCCCUCACCCCCCAACUGGCUCCUCACAGAAUCCUCACACACUACCAGACGCCAACCCCAAACCAACCACUCUCCCCAUAGGCGAGACAAUGGUUUGUCCUGGCCCCGGCACUAUGAUGAGACCUCAUUGCUGUCGGAAGAUACCACUCCUGAGCGGGGGCGGUUGCCGGUGAGGAACGAACAUAAUGGAAGGGUCAGGAGGGACCAAUGGGAGGGCGGCUCUGAGAGGAAGGGAGGGAUGGCCGAGGGGUAUAUGGAGGUGAGAGUACACUUACCCCCCAGGAACAUUCAACCCACCCUGGCUCAGGUGCUUGAGCCCCCCCCAAAGGACCGAAGCCCCUCGACAGGGAGGGAGAGGGGGGGACAAGGGCAGAGAGGGAAGGUGAAGCAAGUGAACAGACUUUCGCCGGGACGGUCGCAGAAUGGUCACCAUGGAAACGCAACACCUGUAGCCAUUCAGGAGUAUGAGAUCACCACGGUGACCAUCUCCAAAACGAAACAGUCUCUGGGUAUCAGUAUCUCAGGUGGGAUGGAGUCCAAGGUGCAGCCUGUGAUCAAGAUAGAGAAGAUCUUUCCAGGAGGAGCUGCCUCUACCAGUGAUGUUCUGAAGGCUGGGUAUGAGCUGGUGUCGGUGGACGGUGAGUCUCUGCAGCGUGUGACCCAUCUUCAUGCGGUGGACGUAAUUCGCCGGGCAUUCAGCAACAAGGCCAAAGACUCCAUGGUGUUCAUCGUCAAGGUCCCCAAGAGCCCUGCUGACUAG